Messenger RNA from Perkinsus marinus ATCC 50983, 1563 nucleotides. RefSeq lists its product as hypothetical. Lineage: Eukaryota; Perkinsozoa; Perkinsida; Perkinsidae. Gene Ontology annotation, molecular function: protein binding. The coding region runs from base 1 to 1554 and encodes 517 amino acids. The record is from RefSeq and is a predicted model, not a curated record. The transcript has 13 exons.
AUGGCAGAGGGACGGAGGAUCGAUGGACAGAUUGACCAGUUGAGGUCUGACCUCGAGGCGCGAAUUGACGAAGGAGUGGCGUCAUUGAAGUUGGAAAUACAAACUGCUAUGGUUGCCCACGACCGAGUUUCCGUAGCAGUAGGGUCAGAGCUAUCUGGUGUGGAUGAGUCCCUCUCCUCACGAGAAAAGGAAUCUAGUGUUGGUGAUGACCAUCCGCAAGUGGAGGAAGUGUCGGAGCUCCCCGGUCACAACAUGGGCGUAUCGGACAUUGCUGUGAACUCAGUUGGAACAAGAACCUCUUUACUCAGUCGUAACAUUCCAGCUGUUGGAGGGAAGACCAUCGACAUCGGCGAUAUUGAUCACAUCGCGAUCCUUACUCGCGAGGCCGGUCGCUACAAUGUUCUGAUCUCCGUUGGGUCAGCCGGUGGGAAGAUCCACUUCACCGAUUUGGCCACUGACGCUUCCUCGGACACAGGUGGAAGAGGGACGAAGCGCCCCGUACGCCGACUCAUCCCUCCAGUGGACUGUCUCUAUCGCGGAGCUAAAAAGACCUAUCUCGGCUGUGUUACGGCGAUGCAGUUGUCUGAGGAUGGCUCUUACUUGGCUUAUGGGACUUCGAGUGGGUACGUGGGUGUGGCUCGCCUCGUAUGCGAUGUCGAGGAAAGCAGUCUGCGGCUUGAGUGUGAGCUCAGAGGAGUCCUCAGAUGUUUCAAGUCGGCUAUAUCUUCCCCAGUGCGUUGUCUUGCUACACACGGCGACACUUUGUUGGUGGGAGGCGAAGCAAAUGUUGGGCGAAUUAUGGCAAUCGAUAUGUCGCGAGUGUCGGGCUAUCUGGUGGACGAGAGUGGAGAGAGGAGCAGUGGUUCGAAGAGUCGAAAGACUAGAAAUCCCGCAAUCCUCGGUUCAAUUCCCCUCAACUACACUUGUCGUUUAAGAGCCAUACUCGUUUCUGAGUCCCAAGGGCAUCUGCAGCAUCCCUCCUUCCUCCUAUCUCUAGUGUCCUCGGACGGGAUAGUGCAAAGCCAUGAGCUCCCCCAAGGGCCCGAGGGCUGGGCGGAUGACCAACCCGAGCCUAGUACCGUCAAUUUCUUGGAUCUCCGGUCGGCAGGAACCCUCAAGCUUUCUCCAGUGACAAUCUGUGGAGUGGCUACAGCUGCUCUGAAGACUCCUCCUGCCGCUGCCUCGUGGCACGACUGUGCGAUAGUUGCCCUGCCGAAUGGGAGUAUCGAGAUUUACCAACAACGCGAAUGCUCUCCUCCUAAUAUGCCGGAGUUGCCUAUUGAGGUCGAAGGAGGCGUCUUUGAUAUGUUUAAAUCAGCAGCAUCACAACAUCGUCAGUUGAAUGUUGCAGAGAAUUGGAAUCAAGAGUUGUUGACCAAACACUAUGAGGAGCCUCCCCCAGCAACAACUGCCGCUACGCAAGGAGGUAAUGCCACAAGACCUGAUGAUGUUGAAAUGGAGGGCGUGGACGGAGGGAAGCCCUCAGGACCUGUCGAGGCGGCAGGGCCAUCAUCGCCUUUGAUCACGUCAACACAGCCUAUGGUCGGCUCGUAGAGUUUCGUG